CCCUCUGAGUUGGUCUCGAGGAGCUAGGCUGAGCGUAUUUCUACUUGUUGUUUUGAAACCGCUAAACACCGACCGGAGGCAUUGAGUAGAAGAUGGCGGAUGUUGAAGGCGAUGAAAUUAAGUCGGCUCUCCGUAAUGGACCCGCUGCAGGUUCGGUAGUCGGUACCGGAGUCCAAAAUGCUACCCAAGUGACGUCAGGUCCACGAAUGGUUAGAAUUGUAAAGUCGGAAUCAGGAUAUGGAUUCAACGUUCGUGGACAAGUUAGCGAAGGAGGACAACUGCGAAGCAUCAAUGGGGAAUUGUAUGCACCUCUUCAGCAUGUCAGUGCUGUUUUGCCUGGAGGGGCAGCGGACCGAGCUGGCAUAUCAAAGGGUGACAGGAUUCUGGAGGUUAAUGGUGUGAGCGUGGAGGGGGCCACCCACAAGCAGGUGGUGGAUCUGAUCCGGGCCGGGGAGAGGGAACUGGUGCUUUCUGUGCUGUCUGUGCCGCCCCAAGAGGCAGACGGUCUUGAGGCCGGGGAUGAGAGCGCCGCCCAGCUCAGCUAUGACUACAGCGACAAGCAGGCCGUGCCCAUCUCCAUCCCCACAUUCAAGCACGUGGAGCAGCACGCCGAGAGGUUUGUGGUGUACAACGUGUACAUGUCGGGCAGGCAGCUGUGCUCCAAGCGCUACCGGGAGUUUGCUAUCCUGAACCAGAACCUGAAGAGGGAGUUUGCCAGUUACACCUUCCCCAAGAUCCCAGGGAAGUGGCCCUUCUCCCUGUCUGAGCAGCAGCUGGACACACGCCGCAGGGGCCUGGAGGAGUACCUGGAGAGAGUUUGUUCAGUACGGGUGAUUGGUGAGAGUGACAUCAUGCAGGAAUUCCUUUCUGAAUCAGAUGAGAAUUACAAUGGCGUUUCAGACGUGGAGCUGCGGAUAGCCCUGCCAGACAAGACCAUCAUCUCUGUCAGGGUGCGCAAGAACAGCACAACUGACCAAGUCUACCAGGCUUUAGUGAUGAAGGUUGGUAUGGACAGCAUCAUGGCCAGCUACUUUGCCCUCUUUGAAGUCAUCAACCACUCCUUUGUGCGAAAACUGGCCCCCAACGAGUUUCCCCACAAGCUGUACGUGCAGAACUACACGUCAGCUGUGCCGGGCACCUGUCUGGCCCUCCGCAAGUGGCUUUUCACUUCUCAGGAGGAGGAACUUCUCAGGGACAACCCACUGGCUGUCCACUACUGCUUCUACCAGGCAUUGGAUGACGUGAAGAAGGGAUUCAUCAAAACAGAAGACAAUUCUUACCAGCUGACGAAACUGGCAGAGCAGCGCAAGAUGGCCAUGUACCUGAGUCUUCUGCGCUCCUGUGAGGGCUACAACGAGGUCAUGUUCCCCCACUGCGCCUGUGACUCCCGGAGGAAGGGCCACGUCAUCACGGCCAUCAGCAUGCACCACUUCAAACUGCACGCCUGCACAGAGGACGGCACGCUUGAGAACCAGGUAAUAGCGUUUGAGUGGGUGGAGAUGCAGCGCUGGGACACUGACGAGGAGGGCAUGGCGUUCUGCUUUGAGUACGCCAGGGGAGAGAAGAAACCUCGCUGGGUCAAGAUCUUCACACCAUACUUCAACUACAUGCACGAGUGCUUCGAGAGGGUCUUCUGUGAGCUCAAGUGGAGGAAACGGGUUGAAGAGGAGGCCUCUGACAAAGACAACCAGAACUGCAGUAACAACGAAUAUCUCCCUGCUCUGGAGACACAGAAGGGAUGGCGCCAUCUAGGGGGCGAGAUCGCCACAUCCUAAAUACUCCCAGAACCAGAAUCGGUCCACUCACACCAUCACAGCCACAACCGAGGUUGACAUCUGCAAAAGAAACAAAAAAAACUAAGAACUUAGGUGAUCCACUCCCCAAAUGACAACUGGAAACUGAUUUUAAAAUCACACAAACCCAGGAAUUCUCAGAUAGACGACGAGCAAUGAAGGAAAAAAAAAACAUUGUCAUUA
This is a messenger RNA of Oncorhynchus tshawytscha (Chinook salmon), 1976 nucleotides long. It is a transcript of the gene snx27a, whose product is annotated as sorting nexin 27a. Gene Ontology annotation, cellular component: early endosome. Gene Ontology annotation, molecular function: protein binding; phosphatidylinositol-3-phosphate binding. Bases 93 to 1775 code for a protein of 560 amino acids. NCBI's taxonomy places the organism in Eukaryota, Metazoa, Chordata, Actinopteri, Salmoniformes, Salmonidae. The record is from RefSeq and is a predicted model, not a curated record. Gene Ontology annotation, biological process: intracellular protein transport; signal transduction. The transcript has 13 exons.